CUUAGUUACAUCAGUUGCUAUGCUAACAGGAGAAACCACGUACUUCAGUUAUUAGCCAUAUGAAUUCGGAAAGACGAAGUGUGAUAACGCAAUGUUCAUUACAGUAUCUAAUUCGCCACGUAAACUUGUUUCUUGUUUAUGAACUAGAACUGAAAUUACUCAGUACUCCAGCUUAAAAGAACACUUUUUUUUUUAACUCUGUGGAUAAUACUUUAGAAGUUUAAAUUUCAAAUCGUUGCCUGGAUCCAUUAAACUCUCUUUUUUCCCCCCCACUGGUUUAAAACUUUAACAUGGAGGAUGUGAAAAUAGUAGAUAAUUGUUGGGAGGACUCGAACUUAAGUCAAAAUGUGAAGAUCGAACGGAGCCUGAACUUUGCUGCUCUGAAUGCACAUGGGACCGAUGAUGACGAGUUUGGACUUUCACGAAAAAGAAGUGUUAGAGACCCAAUGUCACAUCGUAUUAUUGAGAAAAGACGAAGAGACAGAAUGAACAACUGUCUAGCUGAUUUAAGUCGGCUGAUACCCACAUCUUAUUUAAAAAAAGGUCGUGGAAGAAUAGAAAAAACAGAAAUUAUUGAGAUGGCCAUUAAACACCUGAAGCAUCUUCAAGCUCACACAUGCAAAGAUCCAGGAACCUGUGAAGUAGCCAAAACUGCUGAACAAGACAGAAGGCGACAGUACAGACUUGGAUUUCAAGAAUGCUUGUCUGAAAUUCUACGCUUCAUGGUAGAGAUAGAAGGACUAUAUGCAAGUGAUGGGCUGUGUGUCAAGAUUGUGAACCAUCUUCAACAACACUAUGACAAAAUUGCAGGAGGAAUGUGCUAUCAAAAUGUUGGAGUCAUAACCUCAGCUGAAGAUUCCAGAGGUUUUCCAAUGGAUGUGGAAUCUCAUACUUCUUUGGAAACUACAGAGUUGCCAUCUGCAACAAGCAUAGCCCAACACCAUGCAACUCCAACCUCCAUUGAACAAAAUUCCCCAGUACAGGAGUGUAGAACUGAACAAGAAAACUCCAAAAUAAAUGACACUCCUUUGGGGGUGACUAUUCCACCCUGUACAGGUCAACAAGCGGUGAACUGGAACCCCUCUACCUCACAAGUACAAGUUGAUAUGGAAACAGUACCUAUUUCUAAUAUUUCUGGUAUGAGUCAACUAAGAGAAAUGUUGCAAAAUCCAGGUCUUCCAGUGGAGCGCAUCCGCAACAGUACCAGUGCUUCAUCAAAAAAUAAUAGUUUUGUUAAUAUUCCCACUACUGAUUCCACAGCAGAACAUGUUUUUCCUAUGUUGACGCAUAAUAACUCGCACGAACUUCAUCGAGGAGAGGAGGUCUACAAGUUCAAAAAGAACAUAAAAGAGAGGUUUACAGCAGAUUUACAACAGCAUGCAUCUUCACCUGUUAGAGCUUCAGAUGGAGAAGAAAGGUGUCAAGACCUUUUAAGGUAUCGUUCCACUCUUGAAACAUCAAACACACUUUCAUCAACAGGUACAGCUAAUUCUUGCUCUAGUACUUGCCAGUCAACUCAAGGCAGUCUUGCAAGCCAGCUUUCAGUAAAAAUUCCUGAAAGAAAUACCACAGAAAAUGGUUCAUCUUCCAAUGUGACCUGGGAUAACAACAUUGACUCAAGCAGCAGCUGUGGAUCUAAUCCAAGUCCACCAUCUGUUGUCAGAUCUAAUGGUAGUAGUAGUAGUUCUGGAUAUAGCACUGGCAAUGAAAUGCCUUACAUUCCAAAAGCAAAAUGCAAUGAGCGACACACACCACCUUUUUAUCAGUCUCAAAGUGUUCCAGUUCAUUGUUCAAGUCCACAACCCUCACUACCAGCAGCUUCAAGCAUUCCUAUCUUUGCUCUGCAUCCAAAAGGUGCCUUCUAUGUUCCUCUUACUCUGGAUUCAGCAAUUCUGGCACCUUUCUUCAGUGGUUUAGAUGACUGCAUCCCUGUUUUGCAUCCUGUCAGCAUUUCUGUAAAUUUUAGUUAUGGUCAGCAGUUUAAGAUUAAAGAAAGGGCAGGUGGGGAUAUGUGGCAGCAACCGUCAGUAGGCUAUACGUAAGUGGGGAUAUGUGGCAGCAACCUUCAGUAGGCUAUACAUGCCUCUGAUGAUUUUAUGUUGGAAAGGUUGCAUACAGAUCAAGUUCCCCAGGGCACAUGUAAAUGAAGUGGCAUAAUUAAUGUAGGAUGAUUGAUUAUGUUGUAUAUUAUACAUUUACUUUGAAUGAGAUGGACAGACUGAAAAAAAAAGAAGAAAAAAAGACAAAUUUUAUUUGCUUUAAUGCUGCUGCAACAGGGGAAGUAUAAAUGCAUUACAUGUGACUUUGUCUAUAUAUAUAUAUAUAUAAAACAGUUUUAUGUUUAUAUAAAUUUGUUAAAUAUGUACAAAUGUGGGUACAGGUUUCAUUUGUUUGCACAAGGUCUUGCCAGUAUGUGUUAAUCCCUAAUUUUAGGAGAGUUAAAAAUUAUAACCUUUUCCUAGGUUUACAGAAAAAUAAAAUAGUUUGAAGAUUUAUAGAAUUGAUAAGAGAAUAACACUUGCUUUGCUUAGAAGGGUUAAUAUGAUAUAAUUAUUGAUUACAGCGUAUCCUAGUGUGAAUUGAUGAGUAGUUACAUUCAAUAUCAUAAUUAAGUUUAGAUUUUGUAAAAGUUCUUUAUAUGUAAAUAAAUCUGUACUCAAAAGAACUCUGAUAAUUAAGGUCUGACCCCCCCCCCCAAAAAAAAUAAUGCUUUUUACAGUUUUUAGCACUACUAAAAUACACCUGAGAGGAUUUAAAUUUUUCACAUAAUGAAAGAUAUAAACAUGCAUUUCAAAACUUGAUUGAUUGAUAAAUAGAUAUUUGAAUGGAUGCAUAAGGUGACCAGAAUCGACUAAUUUAAGUUCCACUUAAUGUAAUUAACAAUAGGAUACAACAUACUUCAUUUUCAAAUGUUAUAUGUACAUAUCACAAACUUAUUUGUAAUAUCGGUGAAUUGACAAUAAAUACAUCAUUCAUGUAGAGGAUUUUAAUAAUUUAAAGUUGUACUUGGAAGAAAAAGUUUAUUUAUGAGAGUGAAUUACUGGUGUUGUAAACAAUUUAAACACAAUGAAUAAUAAAAUAUUUUUUUAUGAUUAAAAACUAAGUUAGUAACAAGUUUUAAAUACCUUUUUCUAAAGAGUGAAAAUAUGUUUUGCUGAAACAACUUCUUUAUAAUUUUAUUUGAAGAUGUUAAAAAAAAUACACCUUAAAGUUUCUGCUCAUUGCAUACCAUGUAAAAAUGUCUGGGUGUAUCCAAGUAAAAUCAUACUGGAUUGGCUUUUCAUAGAAUGUCUUAUAGUGCUGAGGUGCCAGACUUUUUUUUUUAUUGAACACUGAUUUCUUUAAAGUAUCUUUGAAUUAAUAAGUUGAAGUUACUGAGAUUUAUGAGUCCAAAUAACUAAACAAUGUAUGACUAGAAUCUAAAAAAAACAGUUUAAAUUACAAUAAAAUCAAGAAAGAAAUGUUUCUUUGAAAAUCCUUUGUUAUUUUGUUUCUCAAACUACAGUAAUUCAUUAUUAGGCUUAACAUGUGAGACAGGACUAGAAUAACGAAUUCAGAUUUUAUUCAUAAGUUUUUGUAAUUUUCAGAGCCUAAACAGUGUUGGUGUUAAAAGACCUUUGAAGUGUACCUGUUUUCCCAUUUCAUAUUAACACGUAUCUGUUACGUUUGCAUUCAGAUGCGUGUUUUGUUUAAAGAUUUCAUGAUUGUACAGUUAUAUAGAUUUAAACACUUUUUAACAGAUUCAUUGACUGGUGUAAAAUUUCUUGUAAAUUAACAAGGUUUAAUUUUAUUGAAA
Messenger RNA from Limulus polyphemus (Atlantic horseshoe crab), 3796 nucleotides. RefSeq names its product transcription factor cwo-like. Gene Ontology annotation, molecular function: RNA polymerase II cis-regulatory region sequence-specific DNA binding; protein dimerization activity; DNA-binding transcription factor activity, RNA polymerase II-specific. The transcript is spliced from 6 exons. Gene Ontology annotation, cellular component: nucleus. The record is from RefSeq and is a predicted model, not a curated record. Gene Ontology annotation, biological process: regulation of circadian rhythm; regulation of neurogenesis; regulation of transcription by RNA polymerase II. The coding region runs from base 291 to 2042 and encodes 583 amino acids. NCBI's taxonomy places the organism in Eukaryota, Metazoa, Arthropoda, Merostomata, Xiphosura, Limulidae.